GUACAUACACAGAAAUACACACGCACAGACACGUACAUACGUACACAUGUACGUACGUACACACACACACACACACACACACACACACACACACACACACAUGUACAUACACGCAGACACAUGUACAGAUACACACAUGUACAUACACACAGACACAUGUACAAUUGUACAUGCAUUGUACAUACACAGACACACACACACACACACACCACCACCACCACCCCCCCCCCCCCCAUAAAAAGUUGCAGUACUUUGUUGUUCACUCACAGAUCCGGGCACUGCACUCUAGGGGGAGGCAGAGAGCACAGCACACUCUCCUUGCUUUGCUUUCACUGCGCUCAGCUAUUGAGCAGUCUGACGGCUUCCAGUUCUAAUGACAGAUCCGGCCUGAGCUCCAAGCCUGCUCAGCAAGAUGGCCCUGGGGGACACACUGGCCCCCACCAUAAUUUCCACUCGCCAUUGGCGAGCAGGCGAGUGGAAAUUUCAAGCCCUGUU
Molecule: messenger RNA, 495 nt
Organism: Staurois parvus
Lineage: Eukaryota; Metazoa; Chordata; Amphibia; Anura; Ranidae
Source: the annotation of a GenBank genome assembly